CUUUCUCUUCAGCCGCCAUAUUCAUCUUCCUCAGGGUAAGAUUCUUAAACAAAAAGACUGCUUUAAUAUCAGUCAUGAAUCAAGAACUGAGACAAAUGUAUAGGUUUGAAAUUGUUGAGCUUUCUGAACAUUUGACCACAGAGCAAUUCAAAAAGCUCUUAUUCUGUUGCAAAGAUGAGAUUCCACAGAGUUCUUCGAGUGGCUUCUCUACAACAGUAGAAAUAAUUGGGUGCUUGGAGAAGAAGGAAAUCGUCUCGGUGGACAAAGUAAGCUUUCUAAAGAAGUUUGUCGACGCGAUUGGAAGGAAAGAUCUAGUCGCGAGGCUUACCAGAUUUGAAAUAACAAGAGAGUUGAUGAUCUACGCUUUGAACAGGCAAGGGUUAGAAACAUCUAUGAAUUCGUCGACCACAAGUCUGGGUCAUCACUUAGCCGAAAUGGUGGAUGUAGUCCAAGAUCGAGUUGAUCUACCAGAGCAAGGAAUGAUCAAGUCCCUCCUUGGGUCCGGACAAAAUUUUUCCAACAUUUUGGAAGGGCUACUGGGCUCAGAUACAUCCAAAAGCUGGAACAGCCUGGCCUUACGCGUCGCCACUGCGGCGGAAAUUGUCUGGUUGGUUAUCAGGGAGAAACAACAACAGGAGAAUGGUAUAAAGAAAGCAUUGCAUGUCGCCAAAAACCUGGCCAGUUAUCUUUGGUCUGAGAUGGAAAAACUUAAAUUUGGAACCUGGGAGGAGUUUUGCCAAUUUGUCAGGGAACGACACAAUGGAUACUUUUGCGCGCCAGUUCCUGAACUAGCGCCUGACUUUCCACGCCAGUUAAUGUUAAGCUUCAUUGGAAAGAUGAAGGAUACCUUCUUUUACUGAAAAACGAGGAUAAGUAUUAUCCAGUUUAACGUAGUCAUUAGUUUGAUUUAGCAAAUAUUGGUGGGACAAAAUAAGAUAAGAGUAGAUAGAGCGAACUGAAGGAGAACUAAUUCAUUUUUCUCGCUUUCUCAAAAUUCAAACAUAAUUUGUUGCAAAGGGUCUACAAUUUACUUAUUGGUCUGGGUCUGGAUCUGAGUCUGGUGUGCAUGUGAGCAGUACAAAUUUACAUAUUGAUCAUUUCUAUGAUUUUAUCACCAGAUUCACUGAAUCGAGAACCAGACUUGUGGUUACACUUUGAGAACCAGAUGGCAAACCUGGUGCAACGCCAGUUGUACACACUAUACAAUUGUAGCUCUAGCUACACAAUCUCAAAUACUUGACUGCAAAGCAAUCACUGAUAUAUAUAUAUCUCACAAUCUUUACCUGAAGAAGAUGAGUAUGGCGGCUCAUUUGUGAUGCACUAGCAGCUCAUGCCAUGGUUACGGUAACCACAAGGUAAGUCCUAUUUUCAUUCAAUUAACUAGGCUGGUUUCCAUGCUCACUACCAGUCAGACAAAAAGAUCAAAAUUACCCCAAAACCAAUAGGCAAAGACCCAAAACUGACGAAGGAACAAAGUUAUUAAGACAUUUUGCGCUGCAGUUAUAGGUUUAGGCUUCUGAAUUUCUCGGAUCAAGCACUCUAUAUCAGAGAAAGGAAUAAAUCUAUCGUAAUAGCUGCUUAACUCUCAGAUGAUACUUAAUGGUUAUAGUCUAGUGAGAGUGUAGACUCAAUGCUUAUAUAGGUCCUUACACAACUAGUGGGAGAACGUAGUUAAAGGGAUUUUUUUGCUUAUUUAAGCAAGCUUGUGUGGCAACUUUAGUUGGAUUUUCUUCGAUAUUCUGUGUUGCGAUGAUAGUUUGGUAAAAGUUGUUCCAUCUAACUGAAAUAGCAGCAAAUAAAAGGCUAUAAAUUCAAAAAUUAUGGUUUGCCAUUACCUCAGUUUACUAUGUCACAUUUCACCGGCCAGCUCUAGACGUCUCGGGAACACCUAUUGGAUUAGAUUUUGUAAUUUGCAGCAGCAUUUCUGAUUGGAACAUUCCACGUGACUCAGGGUGGAUUAAUGUCGUCCAUAACUGGAUUUUAACUCCCGAUGUUCAAACUUGUUCGUCAGAGGCAAAGAUUGAUCUUGGUGCUCUUAUAUGUAUUGUUUAUAGUGGCGCUAAGUAUUGACAUCGUAGGUUUAUUAUUAUCUCGAGGCAAGGUCCUGGGCUUAUUAUCAGUCUCAUCAUUAUCAUGUUAUCAUUCAUUGCCGCAUCCGGCGGACGACACCUUUAAGCUCGGUCAUCUUUUAAGCUGCGAAAACAAGUUUCCUAAGGUAUCUUACACAAGGUAUCUAGCGGUUAAAGAUCACAGCACUGAAGGAUUCAGCGUUCCAAAGAGGGUAGUUUUUGUAUAAGGUACAUUGAUAUUUCCACACCAAUGAUUUUUUUUGAUCAUCAUUAUCAUCAAUAUUACUAUCAUUAUCAUUGUUAUUAUUUGGCGUUACGUUUUGUAUGCUUUGUCUUGUUUUUGUUUCCUGAGAAAUUUUUCGCAUAGAUUUUUCGUCGAAGUCUCUACCGUGAUCACAUAAGAUUGUGUGGUUGACGUAGAAAUUGGAAUUUACUACUUACGUCUCUAUGGCCCUUGGGACGUUCCUCAUUACACUUGCUGCCACUGAUGUCUUAGUAUCAGACCAUUUCCAGAGGAGCCCAUCCAUUGUGCUUUGGUUCUGCAGUAUUUGCUCAAUUUAAGCAAAUCGGUUUCUGCAUCAGUCACUCUUUCCAUGCAUUCAAGUGGCUGCAUGAUCUAGCAGGCGUCGGUUCUCCAGCAAGCCACCCCAUAUGGUAGCCGUCAAAGAAAACUGGGUCUGGUUUUGCGUCCUCGCCCUUCAAGCACUGAAAGGAACCGCUCAAGGCAGAGUAUCUCAAAACUUUAAUGGAAAGAACUGAUAUCGACGAUUUCGCAUUAUUGUCUAAUCUAGAAUUGUUUCAUUGAGACAUUACAGCUUUCUUAGAUUUUCGCAGUUGUUCCCUGCUCGAGUAGAAUAAGAAAGUUUUAACUAUCGGUUCAUUAUCAUUUUCAUCGAAAAGGGUAAUUAUCAGUUAAGGUAGGCGCAUUCAGUAGAAAUUGCAAUUUUGAGAUUCAGUAUUGUACUGCGGCAAUGCCAAAAUCAUGAAGGAAUUCUUCAUUGCUUUCUUAAGAUCAGCUAGUAUGCCUUUAGACCAAUUUCUGCCUCUGAAAUACUUUGUUUUAGUAAAUAAGCUUCGGUUAAUGCUCUUGCAAGGAUUACAUUUUUAUAUACUGGCAUUAAUUUACCUGCGUAAGUGAUGUUACUGUGUAGGAAACCCUAAAACCCCGAGGGAGGCACCACUGCCUUGGUCGGGGGUACACGUCCCCCAGUUUUCUCCAGCUGCUGUAUGGUUUUUAGGGGUUUUCGUGUCCGGCUUUGGUGCUUUUGUCCAUUUUUUAACAGAGUUGAUAUCUGUAAAUAGGAAGCUAGAUAAAAAAGAUCUCAGUUUAUUUCAUCAAAAAAGGAAUUAAACAAUUAGAGUAUAAAAACAUGAAAUACAACAUACAACCAUGUUAAUAUGUUUAAAAAACCAGUGUAAAUAGCAAUUAAAAAAAGAGUUUAUUUGAA
Stylophora pistillata is the source of this 3517-nucleotide messenger RNA. RefSeq lists its product as uncharacterized. Gene Ontology annotation, molecular function: protein binding. Gene Ontology annotation, biological process: regulation of apoptotic process. NCBI's taxonomy places the organism in Eukaryota, Metazoa, Cnidaria, Anthozoa, Scleractinia, Pocilloporidae. The record is from RefSeq and is a predicted model, not a curated record.